UGUGAUAUUAAACCAAUCACAGAUUCUAAAUGUUUUUAUUUAUAGGAGCUGGCGAAAGUGGGAAAAGUACGUUGGUGAAGCAAAUGAAAAUUAUACACCAUGAUGGCUUCACAGACUAUGAACUACAGAGUUUUAAGCCUGCAGUAUUAGACAACCUGUUAGGCUCCAUGAAAUACGUGCUUAAUGGUAUGUUUCUGCUGCGAAUAAAUCUAGCCAAUCCCAGGAAUAAGGUGCAUGCCCAAGCAAUUCUGCAGUGUCCGCGCUGUUUCGAUGAGAACGUUGUUAUGAAACCAAGAAUAGAAAAUGGACUCGUUGCACUAUGGAACGAUAAAGGUGUCCAACUUGCUGCCUCUCGAGGAUAUGAAUAUGAACUUAAUGAUUCCGCUGUCUAGUAAGCAUAAGCUUGCAUUUAUGUAAUUAUAAUUUCAAUGAAAGGGAUUCAUAUUUUACUGGCACUUUUCUCAUGUGUAAUCAAAUUUCUCGUCUGUAUGAUUCAGUUGAUUGAAUAUUACUCUAUAAUUUUCGAUGCAAAAGUUUUCAAUAUAAAUAU
This is a messenger RNA of Anneissia japonica, 550 nucleotides long. RefSeq names its product guanine nucleotide-binding protein G(o) subunit alpha-like. The transcript is spliced from 3 exons. NCBI's taxonomy places the organism in Eukaryota, Metazoa, Echinodermata, Crinoidea, Comatulida, Comatulidae. The record is from RefSeq and is a predicted model, not a curated record. Gene Ontology annotation, biological process: adenylate cyclase-modulating G protein-coupled receptor signaling pathway. Gene Ontology annotation, molecular function: G protein-coupled receptor binding; guanyl nucleotide binding; G-protein beta/gamma-subunit complex binding. Gene Ontology annotation, cellular component: heterotrimeric G-protein complex. The coding region runs from base 30 to 392 and encodes 120 amino acids.